AUGUCGCCGUCUCUCCUAUGUGCGAGGAAACUUGAUGCAAGUCUGGUGAGGCAUGUUGGGCUUGCUCCGCUUUUCAAAGCACAGGCCCGACUUCUUGGCCCAGUGACAGCUAUAGAAUCUGGCAAGCACACUAUCUCUUACGAGCAAUUGCACUUCAAAGCCCUCCAGCUCGCGCAACUGAUCCGACUAGAAGCUCCGGAACCAGGAACUCUAAUUUCGAUCGCCAUCCCCCGGGGAAUGAACCAUGUUUUGGCGCAAAUUGCCGUUAUUUAUGCCGGUGGGACCUGCGUCUCCUUGGACACAAAGCAGCCGGACGUGUUCCUCCGGAAACUUCUCAAAAGCCUGGAUGUGAAGUUGGUUCUAGUGGACGUCGAAAAUCGCAGUCGAUCUCUGGAGAUCGACAAUAUCCUUGUGGACCAUACGCUCAGCCCUACAAUAUCUGACGAGGAGUUUGAGGUCUCCUCCAAUGGGCCAUCAAGCUGUUCCCAUAUCCUCCAUACCUCAGGUACAACGGGGGAUCCCAAAGCUGCCCAAAUUCUGGCCGGUGGAAUCAUCAACUUAGCAUUCAGUUCUACUAUGCCAUUUCAAAAUGGCCAACGCCUUGCGCACAUCGGCAAUACCGUCUUCGAUAUCACCCUGUUCGAAAUAUGGGUGUGCUUGUUGAGAGGUGGGACGGUGAUCAUAUAUCCACAUGAGACAGUCGUAGACCCUGUUCUCUUCUCAAAAAGUCUCCGAGAAGACCGAAUUGAGGUUGUGUUCCUUACUACCGCGUUACUAAACACAAUUGCCAACACCUGCCCGGAUGCAUUUUCCAACGUCCACACUCUGAUGACCGGGGGUGAAAUGAUCAACGUGCCGGUGAUCCGAAAGAUAUUUGACUACGGGCGCCCGCAGCGAGUAAUCCACCUCUAUGGGCCGACAGAAUGCACCGUGUUUUCUAUCUCGCACGAGGUCACCGCAGCUGAUAUUCGAAAUGGUCACAUUCCGCUUGGAAGGCCGAUGGGCAAUUAUCAGCUUUUCAUUGUCGACGAAAAUCUCAAUCCAGCUCCUACGGGUAGCGAAGGUGAGCUAGUAAUAGCUGGUGCAGGAGUUGGUGGAGGAUAUUGUGGGAACCCUCUAGCCAACGUCAAAUCGUUUAUCAACCCCCCACACCUUCCAUUGAAAGGCAUUGCGAUGGGAUUCCCGCGUCAUGCCUAUAGAACAGGCGAUAUCGUACGUAUGGAUGAGUCUGGGUUGUACAAUUUUAUCGGCCGCUGCGAUAGACAAAUCAAGAUCCGGGGACAUCGUGUCGAACUAGAAGGCCUCGAGAAUAUCUUCUUGAGCACAAACCUCGCCUCCGCAGCAGCGGUUCUCAAGGUUGAGCCCAAGGAUUCCGACACGGGGCCAAUACUCGUUGCCUAUGUUGUACCAGAGUGUAUUCAUAUUGACCAGGAGGCCUUAGCACGAGCAUUCAUUAACCGCGCUCCCCAUCUUCUAGUGCCUCGCGUUGAGCUCCUCGCGGAGCUUCCAGUGGGAAGGACAGGGAAGUGUGAUCGAAGGAAGCUUGAGCAACUACAUAUGGAGAAGAUGAGAGUUGCGCGUGAGAGUCAAGUGCACUCCAGCAAAAACGCUGACUCCGUGGAAACUUGUUUGGAGCAGCUCUGGCUCGAGAUCCUGGGGUAUCCAUUAGACCGCCUGAAUUCUUCAGAUGACUUCUUCCAUUUGGGCGGAACCUCACUCCAAGUGGCAUAUCUAAUCGGCCGUAUUCGACUUUUGCUAGGAACUGAGUUGCGUUCCGCAGCCCUGUACAAUAAUUCCACACUAGGCCAGCUUACACACCUGGUGAAGAAGCUCAAGAAUGGAGCAGUUUUGCCAGAUGCAGAGGAGGAACAAAGCGUCUUGGUGCAGGAUUCGCUGCUGGGUCAAGACCUACACGUCAAUUCUGGCCCAGUCAUCGACUGGCUCGAUGCUUCAGAAGGUCGAGUAUUCCUUACUGGAGCCACUGGAUUUGUCGGCGCCUUUCUUCUCGCAACACUACUGUCUAUGCCGCAGGUCACCCGAGUGGCAUGUCUUGUUCGUGCCCAGGACGCAUCGGCAGCCGACCUGCGCAUUAAGGAAAUAUUAGAGAAGUACAGACUGCAUGGUUCCCAGGAGAGCAAAAUCAUUUGUAUCACCGGCGACCUGUCGCUCCCGCACCUCGGUCUUCCGCAAGAACAGUACGAUCACUAUGCAGGCUGGUCAAGCGUGGUCUUCCAUUUGGGGGCACUAGUCAGUUACGUCCAGCCGUACUCCCGGCAUCGAGCGGCCAAUGUCCUGGGAACAUUAGAGCUGCUAAGAUUUGCCAAUCACUCCCGACCGAAGCGGCUGAUCUACUCCUCGAGCAUCGCCGCAUAUGGACCAACGGGAUUUGUGCAAGGAACCAAGACCGUCCCAGAGAAUGAGCGGCCACUAGGCCAUAUCGCAGCUCUACGGUAUGACACAGGAUAUUCCCAAAGCCAAUUCGUGGCGGAAAAUGUGGUCUGGAAUGCCAUCCGCAACGGUUCCCCAGCGAUCAUCAUACGUCUCGGGUAUGUCCUAGGCCACAGUCAGACAGGUAUAGGGAACCCGAGUGACUUCGUCGGUUGUCUCAUGUCGUCCUGCCUUCAGCUGGGCCAUUAUCCCAUCGUACUGGGGCAACGCAAAGCGUUCGCCUCGGUGGAUUACGUGGUGGAUGCGAUGCUGCGAAUUGCCGCCUUCGACAAGAACGUGGGCCAUGCUUAUAAUUUGAUCCAGCCGGCACCCAUAGAUCUUCAAGAAGCCUUUGACCUGAUCAGCAGACAAUGCUCUCGCCCGCUACAAGGCAUCUCAUUUUCCCGCUGGCUGGAAAUUUUUGUCGACGAUGCAACGAACCCGCUGCAUCCCUUUCUUCCAUUAUUUCAGGAGGAGAUAUGGGGUACCCACACCCGUUGGGCGGUUCAAGAAAAUGCGCCUCGGUUUGAGAUUAACAACACUCUCGGGGCUCUUCGCGAUAGCCCGGAGCUGCUUGCCUGGAUGCCGGCGCUGGAUCUGCUUCGAAAGUACAUUCCACAGUGGUCUACAGCUUCAAGUAAUCUUUGA
Molecule: messenger RNA, 3075 nt
Organism: Penicillium vulpinum
Lineage: Eukaryota; Fungi; Ascomycota; Eurotiomycetes; Eurotiales; Aspergillaceae
Product: non-ribosomal peptide synthetase
Exons: 1
Coding region: 1-3075 (1024 amino acids)
Source: RefSeq, a predicted model, not a curated record